Messenger RNA from Podospora anserina S mat+, 1152 nucleotides. RefSeq lists its product as uncharacterized. Bases 1 to 1152 code for a protein of 383 amino acids. The transcript is spliced from 3 exons. The record is from RefSeq and is a predicted model, not a curated record. Lineage: Eukaryota; Fungi; Ascomycota; Sordariomycetes; Sordariales; Podosporaceae.
AUGGGCUGGACAUUCAACACCAGGGACCCGGAUGCCCCUACCAUUGGGCCGUUGAUCACUGGAGUUUCAGCUGCUCUCACCUUUGUCUCUCUCGUGACGGUAUGUCUCCGGGUCUAUGUGCGGGCUGCCAUGAUCAAAGCCUUCGGUGUCGGUAAGACUCCCACGCGAGAUUUGGAAGAAACACCAAGCAGCGAAGAAGAAAAGAAAAGCACUAACAUCUCGGCUGUCCAGAAACAAAAUGGGGUCUUGGUCUACGGAACAUUGAUGACUUGCCCCCCGAAAAUAUUUAUAACUUUGGGCUUGUCAGUGUGCCACCAUCAACCUAGCAAAGAAAAUCAUCAUGAGGCUAACCGCCAUCACCAACAGAUUCAAUACAUGGGCGCACCAUUCUACAUCAGCAGUAUCUUGGGCUUCAAACUAGCCCUGCUGUUCUCCUACCUUCGCUUCAUCCCCAAGGGUAUUUACCGAUACAUGACCAUUGGCGUCAUCGUCGCCUGCUGUCUCUUCCACCUUUCUUUUCUCAUCGUUCAGAUCAACCUCUGCCAGCCAAUCGCUUUACAAUGGGACCCAACCAUCACAGAAGGAUCCUGCAUCAAGGGAGUGCCCUUCUACACCAGCAUGGCCUCCCUCACCAUCGUCUUUGACGUUAUUGUUAUGCUCACCCCCUUCCCCGUCCUCGUCAAAUCCCGCAUCCAAAACCGCAAAAAGCUCGUCCUCCUCGGCCUCUUUGGUCUCGGCCUCUUCAUCACCGUCAUCCAAAUCAUCCGCAUCCAAACCGUCAAGCAACUGGCCAACUACCUCGACUCGGCCCCGUUGAUCCUCUGGUCCGCCGUGGAAAACAAUCUCGGUAUCAUCGUCGCCAACGUGCCCACCCUCGCCCCGCUGGUCAAGUACUACAAUGAGAAAUCCACCGGUGGAGGAAGUGGUCUCCGCUCCAAGAAGACUGGUUACGCCUCCCAGGACGUCGGCUCGAGAUAUGCGAUGAGGACGUGGAAGAGCAACAGGUCCAAGGCGUUGGAAUUGGGCAGUGUGCAUGAUGCUACGGACGGGAGUUUUGAGGGGCAUGUGAUGAAGGGGAAUACCAGCACCGAGAUGAUUUUGGAUCAUGAGGGGAUUACGAAGAAGGUGGAGGUUGUUAUUACUCGCAACUAG